UUUGUGUUUUACAAAAUUUAUUUUCUCCUACCAGAAGGAGGAGGAUGAUGGUGGUGAUAUGGAUAGUUACCAGGAAGAAGAUUUAAAUUGUGUACGAGAAAGGUGGUCUGAGGCAUUGGGAAAACGCAGAGAAUACUUGGAUGAGCAGAUUAAAAAGAUCAGCAAUAAGCAAGAAAAAUCAGAGGACGAUUUGGAACGAGAAGCCCGGCUGGUUGAGCAGUGGGUAGGGCUGACAGAAGAGAGGAACGCGGUGUUUGUUCCAGCACCAGGCAGUGGCAUUCCCGGUGCCCCCGCAAAUUGGAUUCCCCCUGCAGGAAUGGAAACACAUAUACCUGUUCUCUUCCUUGAUUUGAAUGCUGAUGACCUCAGUGCCAAUGAACAACUUAUAGGUCCCCAUGCAUCAGGAGUUAACUCAAUACUACCAAAGGAGCAUGGGAGUCCAUUCUUUUAUCUGCCGAUCAUAAAACACAGUGAUGAUGAGGUAAAUUGUUAGCAAGCCUCCUUCUUGACAACUGCAGCUUAUGGUAACACUUUCUUGAUGUGUUUCAUUUUCUACUUGUAUGUAUUUAAUGACUAUUGUUCUUAUAUUUUUGUCUUAGAAGUACCAUCUGUAUCUAGUGCUGUCUUUAUUUUCUGGCCUAUUUAUUUGAAAUUUAAGAGGAUAAUGACUUGUUAGCCCUUCUGCCUUAAGUCAGAGGUGACAAGUGUUUGUUCUUCUUGGUAAAAGAGAAACUCAGCUGCUUGACUCAAAAUCCCUUCUUCUUUCCUCACUUCUUCAUCAUUCCUCUUGCAGGCUCUUGGUUCUUCAGAGAAAACUACUUCAUUUAUUGUGCACGCUAGGCAAAGCAUAGCAUUUAAAUAAAACUUUUUCCUUUGUAGUACACAAUCAGUUUUUAAAAUAUAAAGUUUGGGAAUUGUUGGAAUUGAAUGGUUCUGAACCUCUUUUGGAAUUUGUGAACUUAUUUAUUCCAUGUUCUGUGCCAACUCACGCCAUUGCUUAAGAGACCAUUUCCAGAAUAAAGGGGAUGCUGAAGUUGGAGGGGAGGCAGGGGGAAGGAAAAAGUUGUUCUGCAGGAUGGGAGCUUGUUUGUUCUCUAUAGGCCUUUAUAACCUAAUGCAAUACAGAUAGAUGAUUUGCCAUUGAAUUUGAUAAACUUUUAGUGCAGUUGCAAUAGGAUUUGUAUUCCUUCCUCCAGUCUUGCUUCUGCUUUCCUCUCUGCCUCCCUGGGAAGACUUCCUUCUGAUGCAGCAUUUGCACAAUGCAGGGAUUGUGCUUACAAUUGUGUUCCCCAAUAUCUUAACACCUCUUUUAUGCUGCUUCUGAUAAACUCCUCUCUGUGAAAUGGAGGUUUGACCCCAUUUUGUUCAAUGAUGCUUGUUUUCCUUUCAUUGAAGAUUUGCUUUACUUCAUGAUAAAUCACUGCAAAUUAUACCUUUUCUUAGAGUAAUCGAGUCUUUGAUUUCCCUUUCCUUCCUUGUCUGUGUAGGUUUCCGCCACUGCUGCUUGGGACUCUUCUGUCCAUGACUCAGUGCACCUGAACAGGGUGACUCCUCAAAAUGAGAGAAUUUACUUGAUAGUGAAGACUACUGUGCAGCUCAGCCAUCCUGCUGCCAUGGA
Molecule: messenger RNA, 1618 nt
Organism: Calidris pugnax (ruff)
Lineage: Eukaryota; Metazoa; Chordata; Aves; Charadriiformes; Scolopacidae
Product: kinesin-like protein KIF13A
Exons: 5
Coding region: 59-493 (144 amino acids)
Biological process (GO): regulation of protein localization
Cellular component (GO): adherens junction
Molecular function (GO): cell adhesion molecule binding
Source: RefSeq, a predicted model, not a curated record